Molecule: messenger RNA, 987 nt
Organism: Sphaeroforma arctica JP610
Lineage: Eukaryota; Ichthyosporea; Ichthyophonida
Exons: 2
Coding region: 1-987 (328 amino acids)
Source: RefSeq, a predicted model, not a curated record
AUGGGUUGUGGCAUUGAAACGCUCCCACCUACUCUUGCAUGUAAGUCUUUUGCAGAUGAAAAUGGUGUUGAAACUGUGGGUGAUGGUACAAUAGACAACACAUUCUUUAAGGCGCUGGAUGUCUCAAAAAUGAUAGGUGUUUCGAAUUCAAGUAAAGUAGUACAAGGGCUCGAAAGUGACGAGUACGUCAAAAUCAAAAUCGAUAACGUUGAAAUACUUUUCGUGACGACACUGGGACUUGUGAAAUUCAUUGUGUCAUCCAGACAGGCCCGUAAAGGCCCAAAUUGCAGAUGGCUGCUUGAAGUUAUCCUCGCCUUUGUAAUUCGGGACCACAUGCAAAUUACUGAGCAUUGCGCAAAUUCUCUCGCAGCAAUCCUACCCGACACGUUUUUACUUGGUUAUCCAACCGGCAUCUACGUUCUUGAGAUCGGAACCGUUGGUAACCUACGCGAUCAGUGCACUCAGUCAACAAAUGCAAACGAUUCAGAUAUAGUGCUCAAGUUCGGGAUGUCAAAGACCAAUAUUUUUCGUCGUUUGAAGGAACACGAUGGCGGAACGAGAUAUACGGCAAUACCUCAAAAAUAUACUCUACCGUUUCACUACAAAAAUCAAACUGAACUGGUAUCUAUCAACCCUGGUGUGUUUGGCUCUGUGAUAGUUCAUCUGAAGGAUAUUUCACUAGACCGGGCAAAAGAGUCGAUGAAACACAACUUAAGCCAUGAAAUUGAGCUCUUGAAACUCCGCAUAAAUACGGCCGAAGAACGCACUAUUGAGCUCACAGAUCGACUCGCCGAAACUCAACAGCAACUCAUUCAAACACAAGCGCGUGCACAACUCGACAAGGUGCAACAGCAUACGUUGCUCAUUGAAGCAAAUGGGGGCGUCAAGGUCGCCGAAGACCAGCUGCGCGAACUCCAAGGUAACUUCAUGAAGAUGUGCGUUCCAGCACGUGUGCGAAAACGGCUCCGUGAUGAUGGAUCGACUUGA